Notolabrus celidotus (New Zealand spotty) is the source of this 3985-nucleotide messenger RNA. RefSeq names its product erythrocyte membrane protein band 4.1 like 4B (gene epb41l4b). The transcript has 23 exons. Gene Ontology annotation, molecular function: cytoskeletal protein binding. Lineage: Eukaryota; Metazoa; Chordata; Actinopteri; Labriformes; Labridae. Gene Ontology annotation, cellular component: cytoskeleton. The record is from RefSeq and is a predicted model, not a curated record.
AUGGGUCGGUGUGUCGGGAGGAACAGAAGUUUGUUCUGCGCUGUGUUUUUACGCAGGCGCAGAUCACUCUGUUUGCCCAGUUUCGCUGGUUGACUUUUACCUGUGAGGUAGUCUAGUUUCGGUUCGCCUGUGUGGAUAAGCAACAACAACCACCAGGGUCCGACCCAGUCCAGAGGUGUCAACACUUUCCUCGACCCUCCCCGGACCCGUGUGAUUCUGGAGCCCCCACUGCGGAGCGUCGGACGGGAAUUCUCCGGGAUUUUAGAGUCUGUGCGCAACAGCGAGCAGAGCAGGAGGCAGGUGCACGGGAGCGGACAGGACAGGGGGAGGAGGAGGGCUGGUUGUAUUUCCGUAACACAGUCCUGUCGUCCACACCCGGCCGGAUGAUUGUAAAUCAACUGGUUGGCUCUUCGGUGGUCGAUCUGUGUUAGUUUCAUUAGUAUGCGGCCGGGGUGCCCCCUCUGCAGCCGACAUCCAGCCUGAGGAGCGAUCGGCAGCCCUGAAGUCUCCUCCGUGCCUGCUAAGUGACUCCUCGCCCCGUGGAGGACGAGGAGGAGAAGGAGGCGGCACCAGCAAAAGCAGGACCCCGGCUGCACGGGUUGUUGUGUGGAGCACUUUACACGGACGCGACGCGGACCUCUUCGCCUUGUGGAUCGGGAAGAUGAUGGGCUUUCUGCGCCGGACGUUCAGCCGCCGCUCCCGGAGCCGCUUCCAGACGAGAGAGAGGGACGAACUGGAUGGGAAAGGGGGAGGAGAAGGGGGGGGAGGAGGGGUGACCGGGAACCCCCUGCUGCUGGCCCAUCAGCAGCAGGUCGUCCACGCACCUGCUGUGGUCAGCGGGGGGGCGUCGGUCCACAUCCCAGCGGCAGGGACCGCGAGGACCACCAUCACCUGCCGCGUCCUGCUGCUGGACGGCUCGGAUGUCAAUGUGGAUUUGCCUAGUAAAUCCAAAGGCCAGGACCUUUUUGAUCAGAUCAUGUAUCACAUAGAUCUGGUUGAGACAGACUACUUUGGAUUGCAGUACAUGGACACAGAACAAGUCUCACACUGGCUGGAUAUGUCCAAGUUUAUAAAGAAACAGAUCCGAGAUGGGCCUCCAUACAGACUGUUCUUCAGAGUGAAAUUUUACUCUUCAGAGCCAAAUAACCUGCGUGAGGAAUUUACAAGGUAUCUGUUUGUGUUGCAACUUCGACAAGAUAUUCUCUCUGGCAAGUUGAAAUGUCCGUAUGAUGUCUCAGUGGAGCUUGGGGCAUACUGUUUACAAAGUGAGUUGGGAGACUGUGACCCCUUGGAGCACUCUCCUGUCCUGGUGUCCGAGUUCCGCUUCUCUCCCAAACAGAGCGAGGCCAUGGAGGCAGACAUCUUCAGCAGGUGGAUAGAUCUCAGGGGACAAAGCCCGUCUCAAGCCGAGAUCUCCUUCCUCAACAAGUGCAAGUGGCUGGAGCUGUACGGAGUGGAUAUGCACUUUGUUAAGGGCAAAGAUGGGGGAGAAUACGCACUAGGCCUCACUCCCACCGGCAUCUUAGUGUUUGAAGGCUCCAACAAAAUCGGCCUCUUCUUUUGGUAAGCCCAAAUCACUCGGCUGGACUUUAAAAAGAGUCGGCUCACGUUGGUCGUGGUGGAGGAUGAUGAACAGGGUCGGGAACAGGAGCACACGUUUGUGUUCCAGCUGGCCAGCGCCAAGAGCUGCAAACACCUGUGGAAGUGUGCUGUGGAGGGCCAUGCCUUCUUCCGGCUACGUCAACCAACCACGGGGAAAGCAGGCCGCAGUGACUUCACGCGGCUCGGGUCCCGCUUCAGGUUCAGUGGUAAGACAGAGUAUCAGGCCACUCAUGGAGGCCGACUGAGGAGAGCAAGCACGUUUGAGAGAAGGCCAAGCAAGAGAUAUCCCUCCCGCACACAGUCACUGGGCAAAGUUUCCAUUUCUCCUGCCAAGCCUCAUAUCAGCUCUCACGCCAGCCCUGAUCCCAGCCUUCAUCCAUACCAGCACAACAUCCCUAUUGGCCACGAGCCGUGGCACUCACCCCACCCCGCUCUUACACCUCCAGUGUACCUGCAGCCCUCCGGACACACACCGUCACACAGUUUCCCUUUGAGCGGUCCUGCUUCAGACCACCAGUUCAGCAUUGAAGAGAAUGAGACUUCGUAUUCCGGCAAGUUCCACCACCAUCACCGACGCCACACACACAGCCAGGAAAUGCUCUGCCACACGCACACACACAAGAAUAAGCGUCGAGCCCCUCCCUGCCCUGCAGAUGGGUUGGACAUCUCUCAGUCUCUGCUCAAGGCUCUGGAGUCAGAUAGUGAUUCUGCCCCCUGGCCCUCACUGCAUAUCAACAUGGACAACAAGGGAGAGGAGAAGCAGCUGUCGGAAAAGUCUUUGCACCCUCCUGCGUCUCCAGCGAUACACCCUGACCAUGUUAAGUGUAACAUCCUUAAGGCCCAGAUGGAGGCAGCCUUCAGGAAGGAAGCUCCAACAACGCCUAGAGGGAAGAACUCAAACCAGACCUUCAAUGAAAGGUAUCAAAGCUCCUCCCAAGACUCAGCUGCAUCCAGUCUGACAGCAGACAAAACGCCACAUCGCCAAGACCGGAAUCUGACGACAGACUCUCUGCAGUCCAAAUCCAACACAAGCACCACCCGCAGAAAACGACUGGUCAGACAGUUCAGCUUUAACCAUGAAGAUGAGGAUAAUCUCCCAGAAGCACUUGCAGCCAUCUCUUCCCAGAGUACAAUGAAGUCAGGAUCUACAAGCUCACUGGACAAACAGAUACAGCCAUCCAUAUAUCCACAGGUGGAUAAUAUGCCAGCCCUGGAGCUGGGUGGUCCAUGCUGUCCCUCUCCUUCGCCCUCUCCCCACCUCUCUCCUUCUUACUAUCGUAGCUCCAUCCCUCACCUGGUCCCUUACCUUGCUGCACAUAAUGACAGUGGAGAGGAGAUGAGGUUGGACAGAGAGAAGAUACUCAGAGCCCUCCUGAUGACGGAGCUCUGAGCCAUUGAUCCUGGACUCCUGUGUCAUCUUUACCCGCCACAGAGUUGACCUUCAGUUAAAUGAGGAGGCAGAAGACCCCAAAGUUUUUGGGUCAAAUCAACAUUUGUAUAUUUGCAUAAAUCCCUCAGCAGCUAUAGAUAUAUAUUUGCACAAAGGUAAUUGUUAUAUUUGCUUAAUUGUUAUUUCAGAAGGACAUUUCUUUAUAUUCAAACUAAAACUGUUAAAACUACAAGUGAGAUUAAACAAAUUGGACUCACUGGCUAACUGACGAUCUCACACAAUACACAUAAGCUACAGAUGUGACUGGUGCUGCCUGCAUGACAAAUAUAAACAUGAUGAGACCUUUAUCUGAUUUGCUUUGGGUUAUGAAUAAUGAAUCAAUUUUAUCAACACUGUGUCUAUGCUGAAGCCUAAACGGUUUCCAGACAGCGACUGUUCAAGCAUUGAUCUCUUCACUUUCAGAAAAAGAGGCUGAACUGAAACUGUGCACUUUCAAGUCAGUGUAUUCAAAAUGUAAAUAGCAAUGUUAGUAAUAAGCAGAACAAACAGCUUCCUUGUAUUACAGUUCCUUUUUUGAGAUGCCUAAACCUUUACAGCAUCUGAGUUUUUAAGAAACUGAACAGUUUCAAAUUAAGUGAUUUUACUCUGUAUAGCUGCAGUCUCAAUCCAGCCACUAGGAGGAGACAGAUCUGCCGUGACAGCUCACCUGAAAACAUACAUGUGGUGUUGACAGACCAAGGAUCCUUUUUGCUAUUUUUUUACAAACAAUUUCAAAUUUCCUCACAAGUCAGAUGCAAAAGUGAUCUCAGAAGUCAUGUUUUUUGGAAAUUUAUAACAGGUUUAGUCAUAACCCUGCUGCUUUAACAGCUUUAGUUCAGCUCUUGUUUUGCCACACCCACAUCUGAAGCAGCAUGUGUUUUGCUGCUGUUCUGUGUUGAUUGUGAUGUUCCUACCGUCGGAUGGAUCAUAAUAAAGGCCACAUCAUCAGUUUGA